AUGGUGCUGCGGCCGCUCUGUGCUCGCUCCGUGCUGCCCGUGCCGCUGGAUCCCCUCUCCGCGGCGCCCCGGCCCGCCGUGCCCCCGCCGUGCCCGGCCGCCCGCCCGUCUCUGUGGCCCGCGCGUUCCGGCGGGGCGGGCGGGAUGUGGCGGCUGCUGCUGCUGCUGGGCCGGGGCCGCUGCGCGCCCACCCCCGCCCGCCCCGCCUGUGCCCCCGGGCUGGGCGGCGGCCGCGGCCGCAGCCCCAGCCCCGAGCGGGCGCCCGCGUGUCAGGAUGGCCCGGAGCGAGGAGGACGGCAGCAGCCGCUGCCCGGCCUGGUGCCCCGCUACUCCGUGCGGGAGGCCGUCACCUGGGGAGCUGUGGGCGCGCUGCUGCUGCAGCUGCUCCGGCAGAUCGCGGGGCUCCGCUCGCUGCAGGACGCCCGGACAGAGCGAAGGCUUCCUUGGCGCUCCCCGCUGCCCCCGCAGCCCGCAGUGGUGACUGAAGCCUCAAGCAGCAGUCCUGGCGAGCAGCUGGGCCCCCAGAUCCUGCAGAAAGCGAGUCCAGAGGCUGUGGCAGAGAAUUCAUCCUCAGGCAUCCCCUCGGGGCAAGCAGAGAGGCAGCCCUGGGCAGAAGCAGGGGAGUUCCAAAUCCCUGUGAGCUCCAGGGUGGGCCCAGUUCUCCACAGUGCAAAGGGUGACCCUGCUCAGCGAGGGCAUUUAGAGGAAGCCGCUUUCCAAUUGCAGCAGAUUUUCCGAAUUGAUAUUUCCAUUGCAUUGAAUAUCCUUGGCACCGAGAGCAUGAGGGCGGGGCACUGCCGGGUGGCCUUCACCUGCUUCAAGCUGGCGGCAGAUCGGGGCUACAGCAAAGCCCAGUUCAACGUGGGGCUGUGCUACGAGCACGGCAGGGGCACAGAGAAGGACUUGGAGAAGGCAGGUUUUUAUUACUGCCAGGCAGCCAGCAGCCAUCACCCCAUGGCCCAGUACCGCUACGCCAGGUACCUGCUGCAGCACGGCCCUGGCAGCCCCUGGCACAGGCAGCACAAGGCUGUGGCACUCCUGGAGCAAGCAGCAGGGGCUGGCAUCACAGAGGCACAGGCUUAUCUUGGAGUGUUCUACAUGAGGGGGCUGCAGCCUCAGGAGAAGAGAGGUCUUAAGUACCUGCUGCAGGCAGCAAACAGUGGGGAUGCCCAGAGCAGGUUCCACGUGGGCGUUUGCUACGAGCAGGGCCUGGGAGUGCAGCGGGACCUGGCGGAGGCGCUGGGGCACUACCGGCAGUCGGCGGCCAUGGGGAACAGGCAGGCCCGGGACAGGCUGCGGGCGUGGCAGCAGGAGCUGCAAGAUGAGCACACAGAGCAUCCAUUCCCUUCAGGAUUAAGAGCCUCCUCCUCCAGCCCUGAUUUCUGGACUAUUGAGCCUGUGUCUGCAGGCCUGCACAGCAGCCAGCCAGGACAGUGUGGCCUCACCCUGCCCCACUCCUGGAGCACAGGCACCCUGCAGGUGAUGCUGCUCAGCAGUGCAGGGUGGAGCUGUGCCUUCAGAGCCAGGACAGUGCCACUGGAGCUGCAGGGCUGGGAGCCCCAGCACUGCUGGCAGCGAGUGACACCAGCAAGCAGAGGGCAAGGCAGCCCUUGGUGUGGGCUGGAACCAGGCUGGCAGUGAAAGGAAAGAGAAAGCUCUCUGUUCAUGGAACAGGAGGCAUUUUUAAAUACCUGAGCUUUGAGAAUAAACCUUGUGAUAUGUCCUGCACCACCUGCACCACGAAGUACUCUGCCUUCCACACAGGGAUGUUGCUUCUGCACCUGCAUUUCUGUAUUAGAGCCAAGCUGUGGCUGCUCAUGGAUCUCUGAAAUUGUCCAAGGCCAGGCUGGACAGGGUUGGACCAAUCUGGGAUAGUGGAAGGUGUCCCUGCCAUGGCAGGGGGUGGAACAAGAUGAGCUUUAAGGUCCCUCCAGCCCAAACCAUUCUGUGUUUCUGCACCACAGUGGUGUGAUCUGGGGUUCUAGUUCCAGUAGCCCUGCAUGUCUUGCUCGUGGUCCCCUAGGGAGGUUUACAAGCCACCAUAUGGGGACGUUGGCAACUAACCCUGGGAUUGUCCUGGCCCACACCCUCUGAGGCAAUUUUCUCUCUCUCCAAGUCCUCACAGUGCCCCUGCUACCAGCACAGUGUAGGCUGGCUCUGUGUUGCCAUUAUGGCAGUUUAUUCUGAUUCAGACCUGGGCAAGCAAGAGAGGGAAUUGUCAUCAUUGGGCAGAGUUUUUUAUGGGAUGUGACAGAUCCACCUGUAGCAGUGAGGUGACAGCUGUCCCCAGCCAUCCUGCACCAUGUCAGUGUCCUUCUGUCCUCACUCCUGCUCCUGCAGCCCUGGCAGGGAGCUGCUCCCACCUCUCUGAGACACAGUGAGCAAGGUUUGCUUCGAAAUCCAUCGUGUCCCUGUUUGCUGAGCACGCCAGCUCAUUUUCAGCAGAGUGGAUAAGGGAUGCUCCCAGCGGGAAGGCACCGCUGGCAGGCAGCAGCAGCAGGCAGCUGGUGUGAUAAUUUCCUCCACUGGGGCAGCUGAAUCCGGAAAAAGGCAUUUGUUCACACCAGUUUAAACUGGUUCAAGGGCAUCUGUGCAAGCUGCCCAGCUUCCUGUGGCCCUGGUGCUCUGUGUAGAUCAGGCUCUGCAAAACAAAGGCAAUGGCCCCAUCCUGAACUUCUCCAGCAGCAAGGGAGGGGCACAGCCAGCCCUCAACACAUCUGAUUGUUCUUCUGGUCUGCUCUCUCCUUCUGCUCAGACCAAACUUUCUUAGACCAUUUCCUUUAUCAAGCAGGAUACAAGGAGCAGGAAAUUCCUGGGGUGGAUUUCCUAUGCUGUGAUAAUCCAGAGCGCGCUUAUGCAUCGCUCAGGAUGGGAGAGGGGCUGGGGGGGCUGAAAGCAGUUUGCACAAUCAGGAAAUUGAAGCAAGAGGGAGGAAUUUGUCUCCUUUUAAACCUGCUUGUUAUUAGGUAUUUUUGUGUAAGGACUUUCCUCUGACAGGGACAUCAAAGAACUUUGCAGAGGUUGUGCUGGCUGUUUGUCCCUCUGCCUGUGCUCCCAAGGUGCAGAGGAAUCCCACAGGGCUCAGUCACAAAUGCCUCCCUCAUGGUUUGCACAGCUGCAUCUCAGUCAGAAUCUGGCUCUCUGACAUUGUGUUGGUGCGAGAACUUGUUUUGUUUGUAAAACAAACCAGCAAGAGAUUUGUGUUAGCAGAGCAGCAGCACGAGCUAGCCAGGCCAAACCCAUCCAUGGAUGGAUGUCAGACAUGGGCUCAUCUGUACAAGCAUUUUGGAGACUAGAAAUAAAACAACAUUUUGGAUAUUAAAAAGUCCACCUGGGGAAA
Melospiza georgiana is the source of this 3340-nucleotide messenger RNA. It is a transcript of the gene DELE1, whose product is annotated as DAP3 binding cell death enhancer 1. NCBI's taxonomy places the organism in Eukaryota, Metazoa, Chordata, Aves, Passeriformes, Passerellidae. The record is from RefSeq and is a predicted model, not a curated record. The transcript is spliced from 12 exons. Gene Ontology annotation, molecular function: protein binding. Bases 1 to 1641 code for a protein of 546 amino acids.